AUGGUGAAGCAGCGCAUGACAGCCCUCGAUGUGAGGGCGACGGUGGAGGAGAUGCGGGCAACGCUGAUUGGCUUGCGGCUGCUCAACAUCUACGACAUCGGCAGCAAGAUGUUUCUCUUCAAGUUUGGGCACGGCGAGAACAAGAAGAAUGUGCUUCUCGAGAGCGGCACGCGCCUCCACCUUACGGAGCUGGCGCGUGAGAAGCCGAAGGUGCCAUCGCAGUUCACGCUAAAGCUGCGCAAGCACGUCCGCGCCUGGCGGCUCGACAGCGUCGCGCAGCUCCAGCAUGACCGCACGAUCGACCUCUGCUUCGGUGUUCCGUCGACAGAGGGCUGCUUUCACAUCAUUGUGGAGCUCUUCUCGAAGGGCAAUGUAAUUCUGACGAACUACGCGUACACGAUAAUGAUGCUGCUUCGCACGCACCGCGACGACGAGGGGCUCAAGCUGAUGGUGAAUCAAGUCUACCCCGUAACGGCCCCCUUUGUUGCCGCUGUGGCAGCCGAGUCGGAGGAGUCGCCUAUGUUCCUCUACCCUCCGCACGUGGACGCCUCUGGCCACCUGCACCUGCAGCGCACCGCUGACGCUGACCUCACGCUGGCCCAACGGCAGCUGAAGGAGGAGCGCACGAGGUUGAUGAAGGUGGACUGGGAAGUGGGGCUCAGCCGCAGUAACGACCGCACUGUCGUGCAAACGUUGGUGGCGGGCAUUCAGCACUUUGGACCUGACCUGGCGCAGCACGUGCUCACCGUCACUGGUGUGCCGAACGCGCCGCGGAAAAGCUGGACGCAGUCGACGGACAACGUUUUCGUAACGCUGCUCCCCGGUCUGUUGGAGGCCUUUGACCUCGCCAAGGUCGACCUCACAUCCGCCGGCGGCUACCUCAUCAAGCCCAAAGCGAAGCCCGGCAGCACAGUGCAUGCCCCAGCGCCACCAGCGCCAGGUGCCCCCGCCGGUGCAGCUGACCUCGUCGCCGUCGCGGAGCAGUACGAGAGCUUUACACCAAUCUUGCUCGCCCAGUACACAAACGACGGGGUGGAGGCCCUCUACCGCAGCAGCUUCGGCCGCGUCUGUGACGAGUUUUUCCUCAUCACAGAGACGGAGCGCAUCGACGCGUCGAAUGCGAAGCGCAAAAACACCGCCAAGAGCAAGGAGGACAAGUUCGCGACCGAUCACGCACGUCGCAUUAACGCACUCGAGGCGGACAUCGCGGCUAACCAGAUGAAGGGUGAGCAGCUCAUCUUGAACGCGGACCGCGUUGACGAGGCGAUUCAACUGAUCAACGGUGCCCUGGCAACGGGCAUCUCGUGGGAUGCCUUGCGCAUGCUGCUGAAGCGGCGCCACGCUGAGGGGCACCCGGUGGCGUACAUGAUACAUGACCUCUUCCUCGAGCGCAACUCCAUCAGCGUCCUACUCGAGGCAGUCCUGGACGAGGAGAAGGGCGAGGAGGACUGCGAUGUGCCGCCGCUCGUGGUCGAGGUGGCGCUGUCCAAGACGGCGCACGCGAACGCGGCGGACUACUUCAGCAAGCAGAAGCAUCACCGCUCGAAGCUGGAGCGCACCGUCGCGGCGACCGCAAAAGCCGCGGCAGGGGCGGCGCUCAAGGGCGCACGAAAGGCGGCGGCGCAAAAGGAGAGGAAGGUGAUCGUCAAGGAGCGGCAGCGCCAGUGGUGGGAAAAGUUCUUGUGGUUCCGCACCACCGCUGGCGACCUCGUGCUGCGUGGGAAGGAUGUGCAGUCGACGGAGCUGCUGGUGCGGCGCGUGAUGCGCCUUGGAGACCUCUUCAUCCACUGCGAGGUAGAUGGGGCUCUGCCGUGCCUACUGAGGCCCAUGAACGACGUCUGGCAAGAGCUCGGUGGCAACAACGCAGGCGGAGACUUCACCGCCGCGCCGGCGACUCAGCCGGUGGCCCUGCACAGCGUGUGUGAAGCAGGUGCGUGGUGUGUCGCCUUCAGCGGCGCAUGGGAACGCAAGCAGACGACUGGAUCGUGGUGGGUGUACGCAUCGCAGGUGACGGGUGGGACGGCCACCGGCGCGUAUCUCUACGCCGGAGAGCGGCACCACCUGCCGCCGCAGUCGAUGUCGCUCGGGUGCGCGCUGCUCUUCUACGUCGUACGCACCGUGAGUGAGCCGGCGGCGGUUGCACGGGCUGAAAGCGCUCCUUGUGCCGACAGUGACGACGAAGGGGCGGAACACGUAGAGGACGACGCGGUCGACUCGUUCACCGUGCUGCGGCGUGAGCUGCCGAGCCUCCUGGCGUCACCCGCUGACGCCGACCAGCCAAGCGGUGCUGGAGAAGCAGUCGUGCCCGCUGAUUCGGCGGCUGCGCUUGUCGAGCUGCCCUCCGUGGAGACCCUUCGUGCGGAGCAGCGCAAGCAGCGAAGUUUGUUUGUGGCAGGUGGCCGCGUGGAUGGGCGCCAAAAGAAGGGCAAGGCAGCGAAGAAGAGCGGGGCGCGUAACUCGCGCGUCGACCGCGCAGGUCUGCAGGGCACGCCGGCUGCAACCACAGCCCUCCCUCCAUCGUCGGCUACGGAAGACGGUGUGGCCACGGCCGUGGCGGCGACGGCCACGCAGAAGGGCAACGGUCAGGGCAAGAGUCUGACAAAGUACGAGAAGAAGAAGCUGAAGAAGAUUCAGGACAAGUACGGCGACCAGGACGAUGAGGCUCGCAUGCUCGGGGCGCAGGUGAACGGGAACCAGCUGUCCCGCGUGCAGCUGCUGGAGCUGCAGCGACGCGCCGAGCAACGUCAGGAGGCGGAAAAGGCCAAGCGCGCACAUGAGAAGGCGAACCUCUCUGCUCAGCACGCGCUUUACACGCCGCAGCACCGCUCCGUCGGCAAGGACAACGGGCAGAGGGACGAGGAAGAGGAAGAGGAAGACGUCGAGGUAGUAUCUGAGUUCACGGAGGACGGCGAAGAGGCGGAGACGAACGUCGCGGCGGUCGACGCGGAGGCGGGCGGCUCCGACGAGGAGGACGCGCAAGCAGCGGCGGUCGAAGAGGCCGGUGGUGGCUGUGAGACUGAGGGAGAGGAAGAGGCGACGGAGGCGGGCGCUGCCGCCUCGACAGCGGCGGGCCCACGCAACGACCGCGACGCGGCGGUUGCGCAGCAGUCCGCCGAGCUCAAUCGUGUUUUCCCGCACUACACCAUGCGACCCGGCCCAAUGGACAUCGUGCAGCACGUUGUAGCCGUCUGCGCGCCAACGAUCGCCGUGAGCGAGUACGCCUACCAUACCACGCUGUGCGUGGGAAAUGCCAAGAAAGGUGCGCUGGCGGCGAAGCUUCUUCAGCUGUUCACGGCACGUGCGGAGCAGGGUGAACCUGGGGCUGACGGCGCUUCGACAGGCGUCGGUGCAGGCUCCGCUGGUGCACAAGGGAGGAAGGCAAAGAAAGCGGCAGCGAAGAAGGGAGGUGGCGGAGCGCCAACGGACCGCCCCCGCUCACCAUCAUGGACGUCGUCGCCUGCUACAGCCACUGCAAAUCCCUCUGUGGUAAAGGCGAUGCAGAUGAUGAGCACCAACGAUAUCGUGGAACAGCUGCGGGCCAACGUGAAGCCAGUCGAGUUCCACCUGUGA
Messenger RNA from Leishmania mexicana MHOM/GT/2001/U1103, 3570 nucleotides. RefSeq lists its product as hypothetical. Bases 1 to 3570 code for a protein of 1189 amino acids. The record is from RefSeq and is a predicted model, not a curated record. Gene Ontology annotation, molecular function: tRNA binding; ribosomal large subunit binding. Gene Ontology annotation, cellular component: RQC complex. Gene Ontology annotation, biological process: rescue of stalled cytosolic ribosome; ribosome-associated ubiquitin-dependent protein catabolic process. The transcript has a single exon. NCBI's taxonomy places the organism in Eukaryota, Euglenozoa, Kinetoplastea, Trypanosomatida, Trypanosomatidae.